AUGGCACCUCAUAUGGACCCCAAGGGUUUCAUUCUGCAGAACUGCCGUGUGUCGGCCGAAAGCUCGGAUGCUGACUUCCAAGUCCUGACUCGGAUCGACCUAAGUCGUCAGUGGUAUGCUUUCGUUCUCAAGACAGAAGGCGGGAAACGUACCAAGUAUCUUGAGGAGAAGGCCCCUCGACCCGACCGUGCACUUGAACUGCUUCACGAGGCCUCGGCUCGUUUGGUAGAUCAGUAUGUGACCUGUCACGGCUACGAUCUUCCUCCUGGUGCUACCAAGCGCUCAUCUGGUAUGCGCGGUGGCUCAGUGAGGCCAGAUGUCAUCGCUUGUAGUUCUUCUGACAGCGAAGCCUUUGCCUCGGACUCUGACGAUUCUGCACUUCCUCCCCGUCGCUCCCACCGACGAGGCCAUCGCAGUGGCCGAGUGGCGGGCGAAGCAGCCAACACACGACCAGACCGAGUAGAGGCAGAUUCAGGUAGCGAGAGUGACGAGCCUACUAGUCGCCGUGCCCCCUUUUGGGUAUCUCCUCCUCGUCCAACAGGAAUGCCAUCUCACGGUCAUCCCCCUCCCCCUCAACCAUGGGGUUAUUCGAUGCCAAUACAGGCACAAGCACAAGCACCAGCACCGGCCCCAGUGCCUGCCCCUAUUCCGGGCAUUCGACCAGGCCCUUCGAUGGUUCCUCCACCACCAGGUAGAAACAUUCCUGUUCCGCCCAUGGUUGGCAAGUCGUAUCCUGCACGCCUCAACAUUAACUGGGCAGGCAAUGGAAAGAGGAACAUGCUUGUCAACGUCUCGCCAACCGUUCACUACCUGCAGCAAGUUGCAGUCAACGAGGCAAACAUGCGCCCUACGGGGUUUUCCAACCCAUCUUCAGCGCCGUACCUCCCUCUGUCGAAUCGUUCUAGCAAUGGUCACUCUCUUCUUAGAGCCAUGGUACGCCGUGUCACGCUGGACGAGGACGAGACUUAUGAGAUUGCGGCCUUUGGAAAUGACUUGUCUGCCUUGUUCCGCAGUACUUCGAGCAUUCCCAAGUUCGAGAUUGAAAUAAGUAACGCCAACAUCGUCCCCAUGUUUCCACCAAUGCCCCCUCCGCGCCCUGCCUCAGUGGCCUCCUCGCGAAGCAGCGUUGAGAUUGCGGACUAG
This is a messenger RNA of Fusarium tjaetaba, 1143 nucleotides long. RefSeq lists its product as uncharacterized. The transcript is spliced from 2 exons. Bases 1 to 1143 code for a protein of 380 amino acids. The record is from RefSeq and is a predicted model, not a curated record. NCBI's taxonomy places the organism in Eukaryota, Fungi, Ascomycota, Sordariomycetes, Hypocreales, Nectriaceae.